Messenger RNA from Xylaria bambusicola, 1228 nucleotides. Its product is annotated as polysaccharide lyase. Bases 101 to 874 code for a protein of 257 amino acids. Lineage: Eukaryota; Fungi; Ascomycota; Sordariomycetes; Xylariales; Xylariaceae. The record is from RefSeq and is a predicted model, not a curated record. The transcript has a single exon.
GAUCAAUCAGGUUUGCUGGAUUCGUCGUGGAGAAAUUAUUUCAUCUGUCUCUCGUGAAUUACAGUACCUAUUCAACUAGCAAAGUGGCCAAACAGACACAAUGCUCUCUCAUACUCUCACUCAUCUUCUUUACGCAUUAGGUGCGGCGGCUGCCGUGCAAGCCACUCAGAUCUUUAGCAACACAGGCACAAUGUCCGGUUGGGACGCGUACACGCGCGAGAACAAGGGCACAGUGCAGGAGGUCACGAACGUGGCGUAUAAGGGCAGCACGGCGCUGAAGAUGACACAGGUCUACGACUCGACCUGGAACGGGCGGUACCACUCGGAGGCGGUCAAGUACAACGUCUACAAGAAGGGGGACACGGGCUUCUACGGGUUCGCGUUCAGGCUGCAGGAGAACUGGCAGUUCUCGCCGGCGCAGAAUUACAACCUUGCGCAGUUCAUCGCCGACUUCACGGACCUGGGCUGCGAGGAGACGUACAUGCCUUCGACGAUGGUGUGGAUCGAGGGCGACCAGCUCGCGACGCGCGUCAAGUACGGCAACGUGUGCCCGACGAACCAGCAGAUCACGCGCUCCUUCAAGAACCUGAAGACGGUGACGCCGGGGGUGUGGCAUCGCAUCGAGCUCCAGGUCAGCUGGAAGAGCGACAACACGGGCUACUUCAAGAUGUGGUAUGACGGCGAGAAGGUCACCGAGACGUAUGAUAUCCCCACCAACGUCGGCGACGGACGGCCGUUCCAGUUCCGCGUUGGACUUUAUGCGAAUGGGUGGCACGAUUCGGGAUAUCAGGGGACGCAGCCUACAAGACAAGUGUGGUACGAUCAGAUCGCUGCGGGCUCGGUCUUUGCAGAUGCCAACCCAGACGGGUGGUGAUCUCGCCGUUUCCAGGGGAAAACUUCUACAGCAAAGUCUUUUGGUAUGGAUGUUUACGGGAUGUCGGGUUCAUUCUGUAAAAAUACCAGCCUCUCCUUUUCAAUAGUGCCCUCGUCCCAUUUGCUCUUACAUCAUCAUAACUCGUGAGACUUACGAGUGAAAAUUGCACUAGACACCUACGAUUAGACAUCAUUCUGUCGAAGAGCAGAUAUGAAAAGAGGAGGUAUACGAUGGCGAGUGAACCUACCUAGAUAGACCUUGAGAGAACUAGGUAGUAACUUAGAAGUCUCUCUCUGCCAAGGACCACCUCACGGAUCACAUGUAAAUCGAACGGCUUUGUAGGAGUAUUCGUAA